Penicillium waksmanii is the source of this 381-nucleotide messenger RNA. RefSeq lists its product as uncharacterized. The record is from RefSeq and is a predicted model, not a curated record. NCBI's taxonomy places the organism in Eukaryota, Fungi, Ascomycota, Eurotiomycetes, Eurotiales, Aspergillaceae. Bases 1 to 381 code for a protein of 126 amino acids. The transcript is spliced from 2 exons.
AUGCCUACAGUGGCGCACCUAAAGUCUGCGUUGCAGCAAAGAUAUACCGCCCUGAAGGUGGGAAAUAAGGAUAAGUAUCCUGUUCCUCCAGAAUGGACAGAUGAGGGAAUUGAAAAUGAUUGGGAAAGUCCUAAUGACAUCGGUUUGGUUGUCGCACGCGCUUUCGGUCUUGGCCCAGUACGACCAAUUUUAAGGGAUAAAGAAGGCCAGACUCAGAUCAUUAAAUCUGGUGAUAAGGCUUUUAUGUGGGAUGGGAUGAAUACUGACAUCUAUGAGUUUGCCUGUCAGGAUCUAGGUGAGAUCUAUCGUGCUCUACAUCAUAGAGAACUGCAGAAGCUGGAUAAAUGGCUCCUGAAGGAGGUUUGCCCCCUUGUCUAUUAG